GUCAGCCGCGGGGAGGGCCGCCUGGCAGCGGCGGCGCGGGGCGCGGGCGGCCGCGGCAGAGCCGAGCCGCCGCCGCCGCCGCCGGGACAGCGCGGGCUCCGCGGCGCCGCCGGCAGCCAGCCCGCGCCCCCAGGGGCGCCGCCGCGGCAGCGCGGGCCAGCAGCCAGCCCCGCCGGGAGGCGGCGGGCGCCCCGCUCCUGCCGGCGGCUUCCCCCGGCCGGGCGCUGCGCUCCGCUGCGCUCCGGGCGCCCGCUCGCCCGCCCUGCGCGGGGAGGUCUCUGCCGGGCUGCGCCGCGGAGCCGCCGCCGAGUUAAAGUCCCCCCCGCUCAACUUGGGGGAAGCGGCAGAGCCUCUGAGGAGCGGAGCGGCGCUGCCAGGCUGCGACUGCCUUCUCCUCCCUUGCAGCUGCAGAAGCAAAUAACCCAACAAAAAUAAAACAAACUCAGGCUUACCUAAAAGUUAGGGUCCUUCCCCCCACCCCCUUCCCUUCCCGGUUUUAUCCGCCGUGUGGAAGUCGCCUGUGAACCUCGCUCGGCGCGCUGCCGGGGAAGAAGCGGCUCGCGGUUUGGAUCGAGGAUUUGCCGUCGCGAAGCAGUGUAACUUCCAUGCAGCGGGGCAGCCUUCGCUCCUCUGAACGCCGCGGCGAUGCGCUGAGGAGCCCCUGUGGACUGACAUCCUGUGCAGGGAAGGAACCGAAGCUACUCUUGGUCUUCUACAGAAAUAUUCAUUAGUCAUUCUGGAGAUGGACUUGCUGUUUGGAACCUACCUCUUGGCAGUCUUAUUAGCCUGUAUUAUAUUUCAAUCUGGCGCACAGGAGAAGAAUUACACGGUGCGGGAAGAACUGCCUGAAAAUGUCCUGAUUGGCAAUUUGCUCAAGGAUCUUAACUUAACACUGGACCCAGAUGUGCCCCUAUCCUCACCACUUCAGUUCAAGCUUGUGUAUAAGACUGGGGAUGUACCAUUAGUUCGGGUGGAGGAAAACACUGGUGAGAUAUUCACUACUGCAAACCGCAUAGACCGGGAGAAACUAUGUUCUGGCAUCUUCAGUGAGAACCGCUGCUUUUAUGAGGUGGAGGUUGCUGUUUUGCCUGAUGAAGUCUUCAGAUUGGUCAAGAUCAGAUUCCUAAUAGAGGAUAUAAAUGACAAUGCACCUCUCUUCCCUUCAACAGUUAUUAACAUCUCUAUUCCUGAAAACACAGCAAUUAAUUCUCGCUACUCUGUUCCCUCUGCCAUCGAUCCUGACAUUGGUGUGAAUGGUAUUCAGCAUUAUGAACUCCUUAAGCCCAAAACAACUCCGAAAAGGACCUUUGGAUCCAUUACAAAUGAUCAGGGUCAAAAUGUAUUUGGUCUUGAUAUAAUUGAGACACCUGAGGGAGAUAAGUGGCCUCAACUGAUUGUCCAGCAGAUCCUGGAUAGGGAGCAGAAGGAUACAUACGUGAUGAAGAUAAAAGUUGAAGAUGGUGGAACUCCUCCAAGAUCCAGCACAGCCAUUCUGCAAGUCACUGUGACUGAUGUGAAUGAUAAUCGCCCAGUCUUUAAGGAGAAUGACAUCGAAGUUAGUAUUCCAGAAAAUGCUCCAGUGGGUUCUUCUGUUUCUCAGCUCCAUGCCACUGAUGCAGACCUUGGCUCAAAUGCACAAAUUCACUUCUAUUUCAGCAAUCAGAUCUCCAGUUUGGCUAAAAGGCUGUUUGCCAUUGAUAAUGCUACUGGUCUAAUCACCAUAAGAGAACCGCUAGACAGAGAGGAAUCUCCUGUACACAAAUUAACUGUUUUGGCAAGUGAUGGCAGUUCAACUCCAUCAAGGGCAACAGUGACUGUUAAUAUCACAGAUAUUAAUGACAAUGUUCCAUCAAUAGACACAAGAUACAUCAUCAAUCCGGUGAAUGGGACAGUACUUUUAUCUGAGAAAGCUCCACUUAAUACAAAAAUUGCACUGAUAACAGUAAUGGACAAGGAUGCUGAUCUGAAUGGAAAAGUUACUUGUUUUACAGAUCAUGAUGUUCCAUUUAGAUUAAAGCCAGUUUUUGAUAAUCAGUUUCUACUGGAGACAGCCACAUUUCUUGACUAUGAAGCCACGCGGGAAUAUGCCAUUAAAAUAGUGGCUUCAGAUUCAGGGAAGCCUCCCUUAAAUCAGUCUGCUAUGCUCUUGAUCAAAAUUAAAGAUGAAAAUGACAAUGCCCCAGUUUUUACACAGCCUAUCAUAGGUCUUUCCAUCCCUGAAAACAAUGCUCCUGGUACGCAGCUAACCAAAAUAAGUGCUACAGAUGCUGACAGUGGACGCAAUGCUGAGAUCAGCUAUAUCCUGGGUUCUGAUGCACCCCCCAUUUUCAACCUUGAUCGCCGUACAGGCAUUCUGACAGCAGUGAGGAAGCUGGACCGGGAAAAGCAAGACAGGUACUCCUUCACUGUAUUGGCUAAGGAUAAUGGGAUGCCACCUUUGCAGACCAACGCUACUGUGACAGUGUCAGUCCUGGACCAGAAUGACAAUAGCCCUGCUUUCACACACAAUGAAUAUAAUUUCUAUGUGCCAGAAAACUUACCCAUGUAUGGUACAGUGGGGCUUAUCACAGUUACAGAUGCUGACUCUGGUGAGAAUGCUGCAGUAACUCUCUCUAUAUUAAAUGGUAGAGACAAUUUUAUUAUUGAUCCGCUUACUGGUGUAAUAAGACCUAAUAUUACCUUUGAUAGGGAACAACAGGGGUCAUAUACUUUUCAGGUGAAAGCUGUGGAUGGAGGAAGAGUGCAGCGCUCUUCGACUGCCAAAGUGACCAUCAAUGUUGUUGAUGUAAAUGACAACAGGCCUGUUUUUGUUAUUCCUUCAUCUAAUUAUUCAUAUGAUUUGGUUCCAACAUCGGCCAGUCCAGGGUCUGUAGUUACUAAAGUCUUUGCAGUUGAUAAUGACACAGGAAUGAAUGCAGAGCUCCGUUACAGCAUCAUAGGUGGGAAUUCAAGGGGCUUGUUUACAAUUGAUCAAUUAACAGGCAAUAUUACUUUGAAGGAGAAAGUAAUUACGUCAGAUCAUGGCUUGCAUAGACUGGUGAUAAAAGUCAAUGACCUAGGACAGCCAGAAUCCCUCUAUACUAUAGCUCUUGUGCAUUUAUUUGUGAAUGAGACAGUCACCAAUAGUUCCUAUGUUCAAGAGCUAGUGCGCAGGAAUAUGGAAACUCCAGUUGGCCAGAACGUUGGGGAUGGUGAGAUAACCCCACAAACGAAUGAUUAUGUCAAGAUCAUCAUUGCAAUUAUUGCAGGCACAAUGACAGUUAUCCUGGUAAUUUUUGUUACUGCUUUAGUACGGUGCCGCCAGACACCCAGGCACAAAGUUGUCCAAAAAAACAAGCAGAGUGGUGAAUGGGUUUCUCCAAACCAAGAGAAUAGGCAGAUCAAGAAGAAAAAGAAGAAGAAGAAGCGCUCUCCAAAAAGUCUGCUCCUCAACUUUGUGACAAUUGAAGAAUCCAAGCCUGAUGAUCCUGGCCACGAGCACAUAAAUGGCACUUUAGACAUUCCUGUAGAACUAGAAGAACAGACUAUGGGAAAGUAUAACUGGGCCACGACACCAACUACAUUUAAGCCAGAUAGCCCAGAUUUAGCAAAGCACUACAAGUCUGCUUCUCCGCAGCCUACCUUUCAAAUUAAACCUGAGACUCCUGUACCCCCUAAGAAGCACCAUGUCAUUCAGGAACUGCCUCUGGAUAACACCUUUGUGGUGGGCUGUGACUCACUCUCCAAGUGCUCAUCAAGCAGCUCGGACCCUUACAGUGUUUCUGAAUGCAGCUGUCAAGGAGGCUUUAAGACCCCAGGCCCCAUACACACCAGACAGCACACAAAGGAAAUGGGAAGGCCACAAACUCCUUUAAAAGAAGCAACCUUGGAGCCAUGGACUCAGCCACAGUCUCAGCGCCGUGUCACGUUUCACCUACCAGAUGGCUCCCAGGAAAGCUGCAGUGACAGUGGGCUUGGAGACCACGAGCCCAGCGGCGGUGCCAGCACCUCACACCCUCUGCCCCUUGGCUUCCCCCAGGAGGACUACUAUGAGCAAGCCUCACCCAACAGCCGGACAGAAGGAGACGGCAACUCAGACCCAGAGUCCACUAUCGAAGUCAAUCUCCAGAAAGCCCUGGCUGAAGCCUCUGAAACCUGCACACAGGAGUGUCUCAUCCUAGGCCACUCUGACAACUGCUGGAUGCCUCCUUCUUUGACACAGUACCAGCAGUCCAACACUCCUUUGCCAUCAUUUGGCUUCCAGCAGGGUUGGGGCCGAGGAGCCAGGCCUGACGGACGACACACGCUUGGACGGCCCGUUCCCAAGGACGACCCGGACAAAGGCCAAGGUGGGCCACGGCCCCAGUUCUACAACACCUGUGAAAGACACUGCGCCAGUGAAGAUCCUGUCAAAGUUAUUCCCCUGGCAAACUUCACUGCAUCCCACCAGGCACCAGUGUCUGGGAGUAGCACUACGUUUAUACAUGAGCACCAGCUAUAAAUGCAUAUCUGACAAAUCCGCUAUUUUAGGCUUUAAGUGUAACUGUAUAUAGUCACAGCCUAACACUGUUUCUAGUGCAUAUACAAACUUGUUAGGCUUGUGAAUAUUUAUGUAUAUAGAAUUCUAAAUUGAAUUUGAAAAGCUAAAUCCUUAGUACUUAGUUAAAGGAAAUUUACCUUAGUUCUUGGUAAAGCAUACAAAAUGGGGAAGAAAACCCACAACACAAAACCAAUCAAAAGAAAAACACAAAAUCCUGUUUGUUGCAUUUUCUUAUAUGGGUCAUCAUAGUGCAAAUAUCCAUUUGCACUUCUUCUUGUUGAAAGUAAUUUCUUAGUACAGUUUGGGGAACAUUACAAUCUAAAUAUAGUAAUAUAGCUUACUCAAAUCAAUCUUUUCUGUGUUACUUGUUAUAAUUUAUAACAUGUUCAUAAAUUUCACCUUCCAUUCCCUUAGCAGAUAGAGAUCAAGUGGGUAAUUUUUCAUUUGGUUACUUUACAUAAUAGAAUGAAUAAAAUGCUAAAAUCUAAUUCUGAGGAAGGAUGGUAUACCUUUCCUUCAAAAUUUGUCUUUUACAUAAUUAAGAAGGAAAAUGUAUUCAAAGACAUGGCAACUGCUUUUUUUUUUUUUUUUUUUUAAAUUAGGUCAAUCUACAGGUAUCUGUUCUUUGAAAAAAUGCAAUAGAUGAAAUGGAAAGCUCUUUUGACUAGGCUUUUCUAUGUGAAAGAGAACACUACAAUCAAAUGAUAUAGAAGGUCAAAACUUAAAAAUUAUAAAUAUUUUUUUUUACUUUCCAAGAUUUUCCUUUCUACAAUAAUGCAAGGAACAAUGAUACGUAUUAUGCUUUUCAAGCCGUAAGUCUGUUGCUAAUUUUUUUUUCUUUUUUUUCUUUUAUCUUGUAGAGCUUGCUUUGGCUACUGUUCCUGUUAGUUGAAAAUUACACGGGCACUGCUGAAAACAGUAGGAAACUGGGUAGUCUUUUUGCUUAUGUGAUAUUGUGGCUGUAAGCUACUGGUGCUUAAAAGAAUAUUAUAGUGAUGUAUAUGUUUGUUUUACAGCUAUAAUGACCUGUUGCAAGUAUUCAGUAAAAAGUUAGCUAUAAUAUUAUUUACUUUAGCCCCAGCCUUUUAUAUGAAGGCGUUCUUGUCACUGUGGCUUAGUUUAUUAGAGAAACACCAACAUUACUCAGCAAAGAAAGAAGAAUCUAAGUAAUGGAUCCUGAAUGGAUGUAGCUAUACAUACACCCCAAUUAUAUUAUUUGAUAAAGUCUCAAAGUGAUGCUCUAUAAAGAUUAGGUCUUUUUCAAUGUUCUGUGUACUGAAGGAUGCAUUGUUGAUGCUGGGGGUGGGGGAAGCUAGUAGAUUCCGCAGUGGAUGCAAAGGAGAUGCUUUUCUUAGGUGAAAAAACAUUUUUUCUUCUAGUACUUUUUUGCUUGUUAGCCAUUUCAUCACGUACAGUGUGUACAUACCAAGAAAUUUUUUCCUUAACAAAACUAGGUAACUUCUAGUUUAUUGCGACAUUAAAUGAGACAAUCGAAGUUGUGUGGAGGGAAAAAAGACAGUGUGUGAAUAUUUCCUAUGGAUAGAACUCUAUGUAGGCUUCAUACUGUAACUUAAAUCUGUAAUUUAUAAACAAAACUGUGUGUAAAAAUGCUGUAAUAUUAGCUGCUUGUAAAAUUUACAGAAGUUCAAGUUGUUGAGGGUUUCCAAUGAAUGCUAAAGGAGCUUCUCUUAUGUGCCCAGCAGGUAUAAGUAGCUUUAUAUAUCGUCGUCCCCACUGUAAAUCUAUUCAAAUCACCUUUAGAUUUAAUGUGAAAAUAAAAGAAACUUCACUUUUAACCUACUGAUAGGGUUUAAUUAAUGAACAUCAGAUUAUCUAAUGAUGUACUUCUUUUCUUUUUUCUUUUUUAAUGUAUUUUUCAAUAAUGUUUAGAAAAGAUGUGGCACACUGGCUUCCAGUUGCAUGUAAAUCCUGGAAAACAUAUAAAUCCUUUGGCUACUGACACACAAUAGCUGACACAACUCAUUUCCAAUUCCAGGACAAUUAAAAAUUUGACAAAUCAAUUCACACCUAAUCUAUACAAGGCCCUCGGUCAUUUGUUUUGGAGACAUCAUGAUGAGAAAAUUCAGCAGUUUUUUUCAGAGAUAAACUUAUCUGUAGCUGACACAGAUUUACCAAACAUAUUAAUUCUGCAAAAUUUAGAGUAAGGCUGACAUGUAAUGCUUACUGUUUUAAGCAGAGGAGUUGUUUUUUAUUACAGAGGGCUGUCAUAGCAAAUGUUUACAGAAUGUGCUGCUGUAUUCAAAAACUCUUAACUUUUUUUUCUGUAACAUUUCCCCUCUAGCUGAAAAUUGUAAUUGAAAAUUUUUGGCAAAGCAGUUAAUUUUGACAAUUAUGGAUUUUCAUAGGUAAAUCAUAGAGGAAUCAGAAUUAGAUUUUUUUUCUUAGAGAAAAACAACAAAAAUAAAUUUUGUAUUUGAAUGUUUCCUUUUUUUCUUUUAAAAUAUGGAAGAAAUUAACCCCCUUUCUCCAAAAAUGACAAAAUCAGCCAAUCAAAAACUCCAAUAUAAAUUGCUUUAACAAAAAACAAAGAUGAAUCUGAAGAUAGCAAGCGGUGAAAUGUAAUAUCCAUGAAAAUGUGUUAUGAUAUUCUGACAUUCUGUCAACAAGGUACAGAAUAAUUGUAACUGUAAAUACACAUUGUAUCAGGAGUUAAAUUAUGCCCUCAUUUUUUAUAUAUUACAUAUUACAUAUAUAUAUAAUAUAAAAAACUGUGCAUUUGAGGCAAUGUUUCUCUAAAAAACAUUCAAGUGGCAUGUCAGUAUCCAGAGGAAUAUAACAUUACUGUAGACUCUUUACACAUCUUGCCAUAUAUAUAAAUAAUUUAUCUAGUACAUAGAUUGUAUAUUUUUGUGUAUUUUUUUCUUUAGUCAUUUAACUUAUUUUAUCUUUCUUGUGUGAAUUUGUGGAGAAAACAAUCCUAUAUACAGUAUACAGUAAAAUGGUAGUUAAAUGAUUAGAUUGUUUCAUACAGUGUAACAAUAAAGGAAAACCUUUGCCUUCUUCAAAGUAAUGUGUCACACAGUUUAGCCUAGAUUCUUCCUCCCCCCCCCCCCCGCAAACUUGAUACAUGCUUUUUGCACCUCUAACUUUUGCAUCAAAAUAUGGGUAGUAGUGGCAGAAAGAAAAGUAUAUUUUUCCUAUUGUAAAACAGUCAGUUAAAAAAAAUGAACAGAAUUCAAACUGUUAGAAGCAAAAUAUGCUGUUUCUUUGUUUUCCUAAACUGCGCUGUACUCUGAAAUGUAACUUAAUUCUACAGAGGGAAUAAUUAGGAAUGUCUGCUAGGCUAGACAGAGACUCCUGAGCACCUGCUCUCUCUAGGCUGUGAGCUGGCAGGAUGCAGGCCAUUUAGCUAAUUAUCAUGGCAAUGAGCCCACACUAAUAGGACCUGAGAGCUCAUGAAUGUUAAGUCGAGCUAGGUGUCAUGCUAACAUCAGGUAUGUGGUUCUGAAUCAGGCUUGGUCUUUUUGUUCGGCUUAGAGCUGGAAAAGUACAGCACUUUGUACCAUAUAUCUGUUCCCCCAGUGUGUGUAGAUCUAUUAGAUUUUAAGAGAAUUAGAAGUUUGCUCUGUUGUAUUCUGAGCAAGCUGUAAUCCAGUGUGGAACCACAUCAGCAUCAAGCUGCUAUUAUUACCCUGCUUCCAGUGUGGUCAAGCCAAAGCCAGUAGACCUAGAGAAGUUUCAGUAACUAAUGAGCGAUUAGCUCAAGGUUAUUUGAUUCAAGCUUACUUGGCUGAUAUUUAAUUGACAGAGAGCUUAUAAAGCUUGAAAAUUUACACCCAUCUUGCCUGAAUUUGUCUUCCACAGUUUUAGCUCAAGUUUUUCUUUUGCAGCUUUAAUACCAAUCCUUAAUAAUUAUCAGUUAAAUUAUUACAUGGCCAUUUACUGCCAUUAUUUUCUUGAGUAAAUAAUGAGGGAGCGCAGACACAAAGUAAAGUUGAAGGCAAAGAUUUUAUUUGGUAUACAUAGGAAAAUUGUGUAUAACUUAUGUUAUCCCUAGUGAAAAGAGAGAUUGACGAUUUCUUGUAAAUAUUUGAGUUUGUAUUUCUGGGAAAUCUCCCUGCUCUAUGGCAUACUACAGGAUCUGAGAGUGAGCAGUGUAUGUCUGUGUAUCAAAACAGCCCUAACCACACUUGACAGAUCAUGCAGUUGGACAUCAUAUGCCACAGUCCAGCAGCAUUUAAAGUCUAGUAAAUUCGCAGUAGUUCUACUUCAGGUUUCUGUACAGCAUGUUGUCUUGUUAAUUACAAUGCUUAUUAAUAAACUAGAUCCACAAAAGCA
Messenger RNA from Dromaius novaehollandiae (emu), 8818 nucleotides. It is a transcript of the gene PCDH11X, whose product is annotated as protocadherin 11 X-linked. The transcript has 7 exons. The record is from RefSeq and is a predicted model, not a curated record. Gene Ontology annotation, cellular component: plasma membrane; catenin complex. The coding region runs from base 743 to 4480 and encodes 1245 amino acids. Gene Ontology annotation, molecular function: calcium ion binding; cadherin binding. Gene Ontology annotation, biological process: homophilic cell-cell adhesion. NCBI's taxonomy places the organism in Eukaryota, Metazoa, Chordata, Aves, Casuariiformes, Dromaiidae.